UUAUAAAUUUUAACAUUCAAGAAAAUCAAAGCAGAGCAGAGCAAAAGCUCCGUCUCCCUUAUAAAAUCAAAUCUCUCACUAUGCCAAAAAUCCUUGCCUCAUGAUCUCCCUCCUCAGAACCAAGCUGCCAUUAUCACCGCAACCCCUCCAGAAAGCGCCAUUCCUUUCACUCAUGGAUUCUUGUGGAUCAAACACAAACAGGCUCAUCACUUUAGCCCAGCAACUCCGCCUCUACAAGCCACCGUCCCCAUCACCAGACGAAAUUGAAGAGCAAACCAUUGAGGAAACUGCUGGGAAAGUUGUCUCCCAGCUGGGUUUUCAGGAAUCUGCAACCCCAAUUCCUAAGGACCCUCAAAGGUUUCGGCCCAAGAGAGCUGCAGUUUUGGUCUGCAUUUUUGAAGGUGAUGCUGGUGAUUUUCGUGUCAUUUUAACUAAGAGGUCGUCGCGAUUAUCUACUCACUCAGGUGAAGUUUCAUUGCCUGGUGGGAAAGCGGAGGAGGGUGACAAGGAUGAUGGUGACACAGCAACAAGAGAGGCAAAGGAAGAAAUUGGGUUGGAUCCUGCACUUGUUGAUAUUGUUACUGUUCUUGAACCAUUUUUGUCCAAGCAUCUCCUGAGAGUAAUUCCUGUUAUAGGCAUACUACGUGAUAAGAAAGAAUUCAAGCCCUCUCCAAAUCCUGGUGAAGUUGAAGCAGUAUUUGAUGCUCCAUUGGAAAUGUUCAUUAAGGAUGAAAAUCGAAGAGUAGAGGAGAGAGAAUGGAUGGGAGAAAAGUAUCUGGUUCAUUUCUUUGACUAUGAAACAGAGAAGAAGAAGUAUUUGAUAUGGGGUUUAACGGCUGGGAUUUUGAUUAGAGCUGCAUCAGUGGUCUACCAGAGGCCACCAGCUUUUGUGGAGCAGAAUCCGAAGUUCAGAUUUCCUAGAGAUGUAAACAGUAAUACUGUGAUGCAUUGAAGAAUUGUGGAAACAUUUGGUGGGUUGUACUCCAAAUGAUCAAGCCGUUGCAAUAAAAUCCACAACCCGCACAUGUCAGGCUAGUUUGAUCUGUUCAAAAUAAUUAUUCAGAAUACUGAAACAGUGAUUGGUAUGCAGCAUAGCACAUAAUACCUUUUUAGGUAAUUGUAAACUGAAGGGACCAAUAAAUUUCAAAUACAAUGGAGUAAGUAGAUCAAGCAUCAUUAACUUCUUGGUGGGGAGUUAGUUAUGUACAUUCAAGAUUCUGAAACUGCUUUAGGAAUAAGGAAAUUUUUUCUCCUGGGAGCUAUUUCAGUAAAAUGUUUGAUGUCCCAUGUAUUUCUUUGGUUAGGAAGCUGUGUCUUCAGUCAGUAGUUAUUUGAACUGUUGUAUUUCAUUUUUUAUUUUUUAUUUCUCCUAAUUGUAUAAGACAUUUGUUGUUUAUAGUAUAUGAAACACUGUUAAUUAUAGAAA
Molecule: messenger RNA, 1426 nt
Organism: Hevea brasiliensis (rubber tree)
Lineage: Eukaryota; Viridiplantae; Streptophyta; Magnoliopsida; Malpighiales; Euphorbiaceae
Product: nudix hydrolase 15, mitochondrial
Exons: 4
Coding region: 101-952 (283 amino acids)
Biological process (GO): coenzyme A catabolic process
Molecular function (GO): acetyl-CoA hydrolase activity; coenzyme A diphosphatase activity
Source: RefSeq, a predicted model, not a curated record